Molecule: messenger RNA, 756 nt
Organism: Symbiodinium pilosum
Lineage: Eukaryota; Dinophyceae; Suessiales; Symbiodiniaceae
Source: the annotation of a GenBank genome assembly
AUGGACGUUGAUCCAAGUCCCGUGCUGGAGGCGCAGCGGAAGGCUCACCCGGAGCUCUCCGAGCAUUUGGACAAAAUGCAAAAAUUCGUCAACACCAAGCUGUAUCACCAACUCACGCAGACUCUUCUGGAGUACCUGGUGAGCCCGCCAUUCGCAGCGGCCACGCCUGCAGCGGCGGCAGAGUUGAAGGACUUCUUCGAAGGCUUCAUCAAGGCUUUUGAGGUGAGAUUCGACAAAGUGCGAUGGGUUCAAAUCCUCUCAAUAGUGGCGAAGCCACAAACGCCAGCCGUUGCGCUGGAGGUGCUCGCACCCUUCGAGGCAUCCAUGGCCGAGAGCCGCGAUGCUAAAUUCCUCUGGCAGGCGCUGAAGGGUGAGAAGCUGACCCUGAAGGGGGACACGGAGUCCGCCAAGGAGCUCCUGGAAAGCCUUGGGGCUGAGAUAGACAGCGCCUACGAGGUGCAGGCACUGAUUCAGUCCCAUUUCCACAAGACCAACGCCCUGCUCUGGAAAACUUUGGGCCGUUCGCAGGAGUUUUACAAGAGCUCCAUCCUCUAUCUCGCGUUCACUCCUUUGGAAGCGAUUCCGGUGGAGGAGAGGCCGCGCAUCGCCUUCGAGACGGUGAUUGCAGCACUGGUCGCUGAGGAGGAGUUCAACUUUGGCGAACUCACCCAGCAAGAGAUCAUUCCAGCGCUCGACGGAGUCUGCCCCAGCUACGAUCAGCCACCCUCGGUUCAAAUCAUUGGGUGGAGCACAUGA